Molecule: messenger RNA, 3836 nt
Organism: Spodoptera litura
Lineage: Eukaryota; Metazoa; Arthropoda; Insecta; Lepidoptera; Noctuidae
Gene: Cnx99A
Product: Calnexin 99A
Biological process (GO): protein folding; ERAD pathway
Cellular component (GO): endoplasmic reticulum; endoplasmic reticulum membrane
Molecular function (GO): calcium ion binding
Source: RefSeq, a predicted model, not a curated record
CUGUUUGUUUUUGAUUGGCUGAAAAUUUUCAGGAAAAUCAAAUUCCUUUCAAAGGGAAUUUAUUUGAUUUCUGUGCGUCGGAUAAAUCGUAUGGUAUAAAGUCAAAAGUGAAUUAAAUACAUUUCAAGAUGGCUUUAUUUAGCCGUAAAAUAUACCUAUUGGGUGCCUUUCUGGUGUUAGUGAAUACAUUGAGUGUGGUGCACGCUGAGGAGCCAAAGGAUAAGGAUGGGGACGACGAGGCGACUGUGGAGACUGUGGAAGAAGAAAACCUAUACCAGAGCCCUAAAAUAAGCCCCGAAAAAGUGUAUUUAGCUGAACAUUUUGAUGAUGCAGCUGCCUUCAAAAAGAAGUGGGUGAAGUCUGAAGCAAAGAAACAGGGUGUUGAUGAUAAUAUUGCCAAGUAUGAUGGCAAAUGGGAGAUUCAACAACCAAGCAGAAAGAUCUUCAAAGAUGACUUGGGUCUGGUGUUAACAACUGAAGCGAAGCAUGCGGCCAUAGCAACUCUAUUGGAGCGGCCAUUUGAAUUCAAGAACAAACCUUUCAUUGUCCAGUAUGAAGUCACUAUGCAGGAAGGCCAAAACUGCGGUGGUGCGUACAUCAAGCUCUUAUCCCGCGGCACCAACACUCGGGCUGACCUCCGCAAGUUCUACGACCAGACUCCUUACACCAUCAUGUUUGGCCCAGACAAGUGCGGCAACGACAACAAACUGCACUUCAUCUUCAGACAUCAGAACCCCAAGACUGGUGCCUAUGAAGAGAAGCAUAGCAAGAAGCCUACUCAACGUCUGGACGAAAUAUACAAGGACAAGGAACCUCACCUCUACACGCUCAUUGUACGACCAGACAACUCGUUCAGCAUUCUCAUUGACAACAAGGAGGUCAACGCUGGAUCUCUAUUGGAAGACUUCGCGCCGCCUGUCAACCCACCAGAAGAAAUUAACGACCCUAAUGAUAAGAAACCCGAGGAUUGGGAUGAGAGGGAAAAGAUUGUUGACCCAACUGCGAAGAAGCCAGAGGACUGGGACGAGGAUGCGCCGGCGCAGAUCAUUGACCCCAACGCUCUCAAACCCGAUGGCUGGCUCGACGAUGAACCUGAGAUGAUUCCUGACCCUGAUGCUAAGAAGCCCGAGGAUUGGGACGAGGAUAUGGAUGGUGAAUGGGAGGCUCCUCUCAUUGACAACCCAGUGUGUAGCUCCGCUCCAGGAUGCGGCAAGUGGAGCCCUCCUACCAUUCCCAACCCCAACUACAAGGGUAUCUGGCGCGCUCCCCUGAUCACGAACCCUGACUACAAAGGCAAGUGGAAACCACGUCGCAUUCCCAACCCGGACUACUUUAAGGACGAAACGCCAUUCCGUAUGACGCCUAUUCAUGCCGUCGGCUUCGAGCUAUGGUCGAUGUCUCCAAUGCUUUUGUUCGACAAUCUGAUCAUUACGGACGACCUGGCCGUUGCUGAAGAAUGGGCUCAGAACACCUUCGCACUUAAACGUGCUAAGAUCUCCAGGGAUUCGGACUCUGUGUUCGACCGCGCGAUGAGGUUCGCUGGCGACAACCCUUGGGUAUAUGCCUUGCUCAUUGUUGUCACCUUCUUGGUCGUCGGACUUGUGGCCUACGCCUGCUUCGGAUCUAAGUCGGAUUCUGACGCCGACAUGAAGAAGACGGACGCGGUGGUUGAGGAUGAUCCUCACCUGUCUGAAGGUGAAGCUGAAGCUGAGGAGGAACUCAAGGAGGAAGCUGAGAGGCCCAGCAAGGCCGACCUUGAGGGGCCAGAGGUUGAUAACGAUGAUGCUGAAGUUAUCACUACCACUGAAGAAGUAGCUGACACUACACCAUUAGUGGACACAGAGGGCGCCGGUGACGGACAAAGGAAACGCAAGCCUCGUCGGGAGUAAAUGUAUAGAUGUAAUACGUGUGUGUGUGUGUGUGUGUGAGUGCGCUGUCAUAGUGUGUGUAGCGAGCGGUCGUUGUCCACUAGUGACGUCACAGGCUAGUGACUACACUUCCAAUGUUGAGCUUGGUAAGAACUUCAGUACUAUAACAAAUCUUUACUAAAACAAACAACCAAAGAGUUGUGAAGACCAAAGCUAGAUAUAAAAUUAACAAGCACUGCUAUAGAGCAUUACACUGUAACAAUAUUUUAUUAAUAAACAAAACGUUAAAAUUACAAUGUUUCAUUAUUUUAUGAAACAAAAUUUCAGUGUCAUAUUUCAAGGUACUUGUAACUCCCAGCUCAACAUUAAAGUGCAUAUCUGCCUUCUAUAAACCUUCUAUGUAGUUAAGCUAUGUUUAGUCUUAUAUAAUAUAGAAAAUUAUAUUCUCGUCUGUCUAUCACGCCCGUAAUACUUGUAUUUCGUGGCAUCCUUGUAUUUAAGGAGUAAUAACUUGAUAUUUAUACUAUCAUAGUAUACUAAAUGUUCUGCUAUUUUAAUACAAUACAGAAUUCAAAGGUAUUAAUAAUAUAUUUAGGCAAAUUGUAGCAAUAAUUUAUUUGAGAAAAUAUGGGUAACGCUAAACAUCUCUAUGACCAAAUUAUUUAUAAUUGCUUCUUGGUAUAAAUACAUUAAUAUAUAAAGUAAUAAUGCUAAUUAUUCCCUUCUUAUUUUUAUUAUAUAAUCACUUGUAACUUAUUUUCUGCACCGCCAAAGAGCUUCAGCCGCCCUUUAUUUUAACUUGUGACCAAUUUAGUGAACAAAUGUUAAGAAGAGGACUUAUGUUACAUUUUUUACGAUUUACAAACGAACAUUGUAUUCAGCGGUCGGUAACACAAGUCGAGUCGUGACACGAAUUCUGUAGCCGAUCGUCUGAAGUUUAACUUAGCUGGCACUGUGUGCUCAAGAUUUUGUUAUGAAUUUCGUUCAUAAAUGUUAUACAUAAUAAAUGUGGAAUAUAAUAUAAUGUGGAAUAAGUAGUUUAAUUUGUAUAAUUUUCUCGUUGAUUCCGGGUUUCUUGUGGAAGCAUUGUAUGUAUAUAAUUUGUCGGCUUGUAUUAAUGUUAGACGCAACUAAACAUUUUUGUACGAUUCCUUUCUGCAUUUUACUUAUGACUUGUACAUUUAGAUAGAAAGAAAACAUGCUUGGUCUCUAGUAUUAACUUCAUAAUAUUUGUAUGUUAUAUACAUGAAUGUCAUGAUGGAUGAUUUACUUCACCUAUUAUAGAAGCGUCGUGCUCUUAAUAAACUAAUUUAUUUUAUGUUGUAUGCUGAGACAAUGUGCUGGCACUAGCGAGAACAAUAUAGAAUAUAGUGUUAAAUAAUAUAACCAAUAAAUGCUAAUUAAUAACAAAAAAUAUUUCGAACCUAAGCACUCAAUGUAAACAACUACAAAGAAACGUUUUGGCGGCAUCAAAUUAAUGUCAUUACUUUAGAACAAAUACCAUUGUAGAUACAAUGAUAUAACGAGCCCGAUCUAAAAUGGUGGGCUCACAGCAACAACUAAAUACUAGUUGAGCCAAGGAUACCCUAGGGGAUAAAUGCCCUGCGAAACACGUCGCCAGCGACGUUGAGUGGAGAAGCGCGACGUUGCCAGACUUUGGUCGACAUGUCUAGCAUCUUAUAAUAUGUCGAACGAAAUCGGCAGGCUUCGCGUGAUACGUCAUGUCAUGGGACAUUGUCCCCGAAUGUAUCCUUGGCUUAAAUAUUCUUUGGAAAGUAACAUUUCGUAUAUUUAAAGUUCUUUUGACCUCCUGUGAGCCUUGCCUACAUUCUCGCAAUACCUACGGUUGUUUAGGGCAGCUGUAUUAUAGAAUACGUCUCGAUGCUUUUAUUUUCCUAAGUACGACUGUGUGAUACGUGAAGUUAAUGGACUGUAAUUUAUAUGGAUAAUAAACUGAAUAAUUUUUAA